AUGACGGGAACACUUCUACAUGGCCCUUUGGUCUGCUUCAGGGUUGUCACUAAAGGAACCUGUCCAACAUUGGUAAAGAAUAAUGUGGAGAGAAACAUAAACACAUGCAGUGGUCUCGGCUUGAGUAACUUCAUUUUUGAAGUCGUGACAGAUAAAGCCAUUAAUAUUCCAAAGAAUCUCUUUGUCAGAGAAAUUGUUGUUCCUUUCAAUUAUCGAACAUCCAAAAGGACCCUUUACAAAGCGCGAGCUCUUCAGUAUUGCUUGGAGGAUUGUAUAAAUAUGCUGAAAGACGAGGAUUGGAUCGUCCACCUUGACGAAGAGACUGUUCUGACCAGGGCGUCAGUGACCGGAAUUCUUAAUUUUAUUACAAAAGGAACAGCAAGUUUUGGGCAGGGCAUCAUAUCGUAUGCUAACGAGGAAAUAUUUUUUUGGAUCACUACCAUCUUCGAUCUUGCCAGAGUUGGUACGGACUACGGUAUUUUGCGAUUUUGUCUGAAAUUCUUCAAGAAACCAGUCUUCAGCUGGAAAGGGAGCUACGUUGUUUCCAAUGUUGGAGCAGAGAGAAAGGUUUCUUACGAUUUUGGAAUAGAGGGAAGUAUUGCGGAAGAUUGUUUCUUUGGACUGACAGCUUGGAAACUGGGCUAUUCGUUUGACUUCAUCGAAGGUGAAAUGUGGGAGAAAAGUCCCUUUUCUCUGACAGAUUACAUAAAGCAAAGAAAACGGUGGAUACAAGGCAUAACAAUGACUUUUAUAAGUAAGAAUAUCCCGUUCAAACAGAAGUGUGGAAUACUCUUUAUAAUACUCGGAUGGAUAACGAUGCCUUUGACUGUCCCAAAUACCGUGCUGGUGCCACUGUAUCCCCUCCCAAUGCCACGAGUGUUUAGUUUUCUGUUUGGGUUCAUGGGAGGAGUGAUGAUGUUUCUGUUUAUUAUUGGUGCCCUGAAAUCAUUCAACUAUCAGAGAAUUGGUCUUAUAAAGUUCGUGGUUGUAUGCCUCUCUCCUGUUCUUCUCCUGCCAUUCUUUGUACUAACGGAAACGUGUGCAGUUGUUUAUGCAUUUCUUACAUUUAGAACAAUUGAAUUCCAAACUGUGAAGAAAGAAGACAGAAUUAUCGAUGUAGAUGGGAGGUCAGCCAAAAGAAACUAUGCAUUUGAUGCUUAA
Saccostrea echinata is the source of this 1161-nucleotide messenger RNA. Its product is annotated as beta-1,4-mannosyltransferase egh-like. Gene Ontology annotation, cellular component: cytoplasm. NCBI's taxonomy places the organism in Eukaryota, Metazoa, Mollusca, Bivalvia, Ostreida, Ostreidae. The coding region runs from base 1 to 1161 and encodes 386 amino acids. The transcript has a single exon. Gene Ontology annotation, molecular function: beta-1,4-mannosyltransferase activity. The record is from RefSeq and is a predicted model, not a curated record.